AUGCUUUUAGAGAACUUUCUCGAGGACAUGCGGAGGCAACAGUACCUUAUCGAGCGAGAGGUAGCGCAGUACAUGGCGGAAUAUGAGAACUCCGGUCAAACCGACUCUAUCGUACGAUUGAUCUUCCGCCUUGUUUCGUGGUAUGUACAGUGGAAACCUAUAGCAGAAUUGGGAUUGACCAUCCACGCUGCCUAUACUCUCGUGUUUCGAACUCACAUAUUCUCCAUAUUUCCUCCCUCCUUCUCACGGGGGUUCAAGGAGCUCAUAGCCUCGACGUUUUCCUUGGUCAGCGCGUCCUCACCGCCACCGUGGUUAAUACCUGCAGAUCUCCCGCCCAUAGAUCCGCCACCACGUCCGGAUUAUCAACUCUGGAUCGCUUGCGAAACGCUAGGUCUUUUGGAACGGUACGAGUCGCUGAUCUCCAGCGUAUGUUACGAGUAUAUCGAAGCGCACGUCCUUGAGACGUGCGCCAAGAAAUGGGAUGAGCCUAUGCUGCCAAAGCUAAGGGAGUGGAUGACCGAGAAGAUCGUUCCGUGGAUGAUCAUGCCUUACGCCAGAGGCGCAAGAAGCGCUGAAGAAGCGCGUGCGAUGCUACAAGGGGUCGGUUCAAGAUUUGACUACCAUGUCUGCAAAACGCUCUGCGACCUUCGCAUUCAGGAAAUCUUCGACAUCAUCAUCGAUUUUCCUGAUUCACAGAGUGCGCUACUGGAUUUGAAGGUCGCUUCCUCACGGCCUGGGUUUGAUAAUUACGAAAUGAUGGUUAACCGUGUUCGUGGUCGUAUUCAGGAAUGUCUGCAGCGCGUAGACCAGCGUAGCCAGCUAGUCAUCAAUCUUCGCAAAGCGAACAAGAAGCGGCUCCUCCAUCCGGGAGCAGACACCAAAGAUAUACUGACGCAAUACGUCUCCAUCAUUCGAUGUCUACGGAUCAUCGAUCCACCAGGCGUCUUGCUAUACAAGGUGGCUGACCCUAUACGAAAGUACCUCAGAGAGCGAUCGGACACCAUUCGAUGUAUCGUUGCAAGUCUCGUCGGCGACGGCGAAAGCGGCGAUUCGCUGGUCGACGAGAAUGAGCCUAUCCAGCCUCUGCAGCAGAUGCAGGCGGACGACUUCUCUGACCCGAACUGGGAGCCUGAACCCAUUGAUGCCGGUCCAGAUUUCAGGACAAACAAGCCGAGCGACGUGAUCAGUACACUCGUCAGUAUAUACGACUCCAAAGACCUUUUCGUCAAGGAGUUGCAGGUACUCCUCACGCAGAGAUUGUUAGCGGUAAAGGACGGCAACUACGAACGAGAGCGGAGGAAUAUCGAGAUCCUGAAGGUCCGCUUCGGAGAGGCCGCCCUGCAGGUUUGCGAAGUCAUGUUGCGCGACAUGACAGACUCUCGCCGUAUCGACCAGCACGUCCAGGCGCAGAAAGCUGUACCUCUGCACCCAACCAUCAUUUCACGGCACUUCUGGCCACCCCUCCAAACCAACAGCUUCACGAUGCCCGGACAAUUCAGAGAUAUCCAAGAUUCGUAUGCGAAGGAAUUUCAUCUCUUCAAGCCGGACAAACAUCUGCACUGGCUCUCGCAUCUCGGGACGAUCAAGCUCGAUAUCGAGCUUCAAGACCGCACAGUCAGCGCGGAGGUCCCCCCUCUCGAAGCGUCGAUCGUCGAGUUCUUCUCUCAGAAGGACAUCUGGACGGUGGACGAGCUUGUUGCCGAGCUGAAGUCUGUCGAGAAGACCGCCAUCGUCAAGGCGCUCACUACUUGGCUCGACCUCGGCGUGCUCAAGGAGGAAGACGAGGACCGGUACAAGCUACUCGAGAUCGCAGAAGCGCUACCUUCUGGCCAGAAGGCCGCAACUCGUGCAGCCGCGGACGAGGAAGCGCCAGCAUUGGCUGUUCAGCAACAACAGGCAGAGCAGAUGAAGGUCUUCUGGAAGUUCAUCGAGGGCAUGCUCACGAAUCUGGGCGCACUACCGCUCGCGCGCAUACAGACUAUGCUCAAGUUCGCGCCUGGUUAUGAUCAGACCAUUGAGCAGCUCGCCGAGUUCAUGGAGGCCGCGCGGCGGGAAGGGCUGGUGAUGGUGAAGGAUGGGAUGUGGAAGCUCUGUCGAUAA
Messenger RNA from Trametes versicolor FP-101664 SS1, 2100 nucleotides. Its product is annotated as ubiquitin-protein ligase. Gene Ontology annotation, cellular component: anaphase-promoting complex. The transcript has 15 exons. Bases 1 to 2100 code for a protein of 699 amino acids. Gene Ontology annotation, molecular function: ubiquitin protein ligase binding. Gene Ontology annotation, biological process: ubiquitin-dependent protein catabolic process. Lineage: Eukaryota; Fungi; Basidiomycota; Agaricomycetes; Polyporales; Polyporaceae. The record is from RefSeq and is a predicted model, not a curated record.